AUGCUCGCACGUUUGUGUGUCUAUGAACAUUUCGUUGCCACCAUGGUGCGCAUGUCCGUUUUAGCCGACUGCCUCAAGACGAUCGUCAACGCAGAGAAGCGGGGACGCCGUCAGGUGCUUAUUCGGCCCUCGAGCAAGGUGGUGGUCAAGUUUCUGCAGUGCAUGCAGAGACGUGGCUACAUCGGCGAAUUCGAGAUUGUUGAUGACCAUCGCUCUAAGAAGAUUGUGGUGGACUUGCUGGGCCGCAUCAACAAGUGCGGCGUGAUCAGCCCGAGGUACGAUGUGACAGUAGCGAACAUUGAGAAAUACUGCUCCAAUUUGCUGCCUUCUCGCCAGUUCGGGCACUUGGUGCUGACGACGGCGUACGGCAUCAUGGACCAUGAGGAAGCCCGCAGAAAGCAUACCGGAGGGAAGAUCCUGGGGUUCUUCUUCUGA
Eimeria maxima is the source of this 435-nucleotide messenger RNA. Its product is annotated as 40S ribosomal protein S15A, putative. Gene Ontology annotation, biological process: translation. Bases 1 to 435 code for a protein of 144 amino acids. Gene Ontology annotation, molecular function: structural constituent of ribosome. Gene Ontology annotation, cellular component: ribosome; cytosolic small ribosomal subunit. The record is from RefSeq and is a predicted model, not a curated record. NCBI's taxonomy places the organism in Eukaryota, Apicomplexa, Conoidasida, Eucoccidiorida, Eimeriidae. The transcript has 3 exons.